AUGGGUUCCAAUAGUCCCUCGAGUUACACUAGAUCCUUCACCUACCUCAUGAACCAAACUGAUACACCUCAAACACCUUCGUUCUCUACCCAAUCACCUUCGUUUAGCACCCAAACACCUCUCUUUGGUACCCAAACUCCUCUGUUUAGCACCCAAACACCUCUCUUUGGUGACCAAAGUCCUCUCUUUAGUAGCCAAACUAGUUAUUCAGCAGAUGAAGCUGAUGGUGUAGAUGAGAGCUCACCAUUGAGUUCACGGGAAGCGAGAAGACGAUGGUCAAACGCAGAAGAUGGGGCGCUGGUUACUGCGUGGUUAAACACCAGCAAAGAUGGCGUCAUUGCAACUGAACUGAAAGCUUCUGCGUUUUGGAAAAGGGUUUGCAACUACUACCACGGGUGUACUGCGGUGAAGGAUUUACCGCCACGCGAGUGGAAUUCUUGCAAGAAGAGAUGGACGAAAGUAAACAAGGAAGUGCAGAAGUUUUGCGGAUGCUUUGACCAGGCGAGGCGUCAAGCUACAAGCGGCCAAUCCGAUGAUGAUGUGUACCAGAUGGCUUACAAGUUCUAUAACCAGGAUAUGAAGACCAACUUCAUCUUAGAGCAUGCGUGGAGAGCUCUUAGAAACGAUCAGAAGUGGUGUUCUCUUUAUAGAGAUAAAGGCAAAACUCAGACCAAAAGAUCACAGCCAGCUGGUUCCGUAGACGGCGGUGCCAUGGAGGAACAAGUCGAAGAGAGACCAAUUGGUGUGAAGGCAGCAAAGGCUGCAAAGGUCAAGGCAACUAAGACGGGGAAGAGAACCACCGAAGAGAGGGAGGCUGCUAUGACUAACCUCCAAUCCGUAGCUGCUCUAAGUGACAAGCAGUUCGCUAACAAGCACACAUUAGCGGAUAAACAUGUCCUAGCUAGUCUCUUAGGAAGAACGGAACCACUAAAUGACAUAGAGAAAGCGCUGAAGGAUAAGCUAAUUAAUCAUAAUUCGUUGCAUUUGAAAUCUCAUAUUGUACUUCUCUGGAUCCCUUGUUCUGAUCACACAGUGAACAUAAUCUCAUCUGCUUUCUCCUCUGCUUACAUUGGCGACCUACUUGAGGUGUACAACUCGGAGAAGCGCCGGUUAGACUUGCUCAAACUCAAACACAACCAUGUUCAGAAGGCAUUCAUGGUGUCUUACGAGAGGUUUAGGGCUCUUCAUCGUCACACAAUUCAGCUGAGGGAAGAUAUGGCCGCCUGUGAGAGGGAAUUGAUGGAUGCAGAACAAGGUUCUUUGGACUGUGGAAAUGCUUCCCGUGAGUCCGAUAGAGAGAUGGCGGAAUGUAUUGAGCGUCUUAAAGACACCUCUGCGAAGAUGGGAGAGAAGUGGGAAGUGGUGAAGGAAUCCUUACUCUUAGCCUUAGAUGAUGAGUUUGAAAACAUGGAAGAGUGUUUAGAUGAUAUAAAUGAAGUUCUUGAGCCAGAGAAGAGAAGAAAGAAACGAGCGGUAGAUCGAGAACGUGAAGAAGGAAACAUCCGCUUGAUCAAUGAUUAUUUCAGUGAGAAUGCUAUCUAUCCCGAGGCCAUAUUCCGACGUCGCUUUCGGAUGAACCGACCAUUGUUCAUGCGCAUAGUUAACAAGCUAUCCGACUUACUUCUUUCAGCACAUACCGGAUGGUACUGGAAGAUGGGUCUGACCGGCUUACAAAAAUGCACGGCCGCCAUUCGUAUGCUGCAUAUGGCAAUGCAGCUGAUGCAGUCGAUGAAUACCUCAGACUAG
Messenger RNA from Microthlaspi erraticum, 1746 nucleotides. The record is from the annotation of a GenBank genome assembly. NCBI's taxonomy places the organism in Eukaryota, Viridiplantae, Streptophyta, Magnoliopsida, Brassicales, Brassicaceae.